AUGAGUCUUUGGGCGGCGCAAAGGAUACAGCCCCAGAGGCAAUUGCUGGUUUGGACAAGCCUCGGCUUGUUGACUGCCUUCAUUGUCCAGCAGAUCCGUCAAUGGUAUCGCCUUAGACAUAUCCCGGGGCCAAGACUGGCGGGCUGGUCAAUGUUGUGGCAGCUUUCUGGCGCUCUCAGCGGACGCUAUCACGAGAUUCUGAACGAGGUUGCUGAGGAAUAUGGGCCGCUGGUUCGUAUUGGGCCUAAUGAACUGCUAUCGACGGAUCCAGAGGUUAUCCGCCGCAUUUCUGGUGUCCGUAGUCGUUACCAAAAGGGCAGAUUUUACGACAGCGGCAAAGUGACACCAGGCGUGGACACGGUUGUAUCUAUGAGAGAUGAGGAGAAACACAAAGCAAUGCGCGCCAAGAUGUGGGCUGGUUAUGCUGGGAGAGCAUCCGAAGGUUCCAGUUUUGAACCAGGAAUGGACCGCCAGGUUCUGAACUUCAUGGAUCUCCUGGAAAGAAAGUACAUCUCCACGGCAGAGAGUACAAUUUCUGUCGACUUGGCUCAAAAGACGCAAUUCUUCGCUUUAGACGCCAUAGGCGAUAUCUCCAUGGGCACUCCCUUUGGAUAUCUCACCAAGGAUGAAGACCUUUUCGACUACAAUGAAAUUAACAGAACCUCACUGCAAGUUAUGAAUGUUGUUUCUGUUCUACCAUGGCUGACCGAUGUUGUUCAUCAAUGGCCGCUUCGUCUUGCCCUCCCCAAAGACGGAGACAAGGUAGGGUUCGGCAGGCUCAUGAGCAUUGCAACUCAAUUAGUAGACGCAAGACUUGAUCCUCAAUCUGAUCCCAUGCAUGACAUGUUGCAGGCGCACAUCAACAGCGGCAUGAGUCGGGAGGAGCUGAUCCAACAAGUCUUUAUUUUCAUAAUCGCAGGUGCAAAUUCAUCUUCCCAGGCUUUACGGAUGAUAUUCCUCGCUCUCAUCACCAACCCGACAGCAUACAACUCUCUGUGCGCUGAAAUCCGAGAAACAUCCGCAACAGUCAGCUCACCCAUCUCCUGGGCCGAGACUCAAUCGUUGCCAUACCUCAAGGCAGUUGUCCAAGAAGGUUUUAGGAUGUGGCCACCUGUGGGCGGCCUGGGCUUCAAGACUGUGCCUCCAGAAGGGGACAACAUUGCUGGAUAUUUCAUCCCCGGCGGCACAGAUAUCGGGCAAGGUUUCCACGGGGUUGGGCGGUCCAAAGCAGUCUGGGGACAGGACGCGAACGUGUUUCGACCGGAGCGCUGGCUCAUUGCGGACCAAGAAGAGCUUAGAAGCAUGCAGGCCGCUGUCGACACACACUUUGGAGCCGGCAAAUACUCGUGCUUAGGGAAGCCAAUUGCUCUGAUGGAACUGCACAAGGCGGUCUUUGAGUUACUCAGGCGAUACGACCUCGGACUAAUUGACCCUGAAAAGCCCAUCAAGGUCGAAUCAUCCAUAUUUCACAUGGCUUCAGAUUUCUGGGUUAAGCUCACGAAGCGUUCCAACUAA
Messenger RNA from Clonostachys rhizophaga, 1515 nucleotides. The record is from the annotation of a GenBank genome assembly. NCBI's taxonomy places the organism in Eukaryota, Fungi, Ascomycota, Sordariomycetes, Hypocreales, Bionectriaceae.